This is a messenger RNA of Cutaneotrichosporon oleaginosum, 1479 nucleotides long. RefSeq lists its product as uncharacterized. Lineage: Eukaryota; Fungi; Basidiomycota; Tremellomycetes; Trichosporonales; Trichosporonaceae. Gene Ontology annotation, biological process: endoplasmic reticulum to Golgi vesicle-mediated transport; Golgi organization. The record is from RefSeq and is a predicted model, not a curated record. Gene Ontology annotation, molecular function: small GTPase binding. Gene Ontology annotation, cellular component: Golgi apparatus.
UGCUUCCACCCAUCUAUCCACCAUGAGCAGCGCCGACGCGGGCCCGUCCGCCCUGUCGCCUACGUCGCCGCGCGCGUCCGCCGACAUGCCCCGCUUCAGCGGGAGCGGGGACGAGCUCGAGCGCGUGCGCGCGGAGAAAGACCACCUCAGCCACCAGUACCGCAGCUUGCUCGGCAAGCUGACGGCGAUGCGCAACACGCUCGGCGAGAAGUUGAAGGAGGAUGCGGAAGAGCUGGACCGGCGCGAAGCGCAGAUCCACACGUUGACGGACGAAGCGGCGGGCUUGCACGCGACGAUUGCGACGCUGCGCGCCGAGCUCGAGGGCGCCUCGGCCGAGUCGGCCGCGCUGAGCGCACAGCUCGCGCACCUCCGCUCGCAGAGCGACUCGAGCAGCAGCGACGUGCUCUCGCUCACGCGGGAGAUGCGCGAGCUGCGCGGCGAGAUGGAGCGGCUGCGCGCGGAGCGCGAAGAGUGGGAGGGCGAGGCGGGGCGCGAGCGCGAGCGGCGCGAAGCGCUCGAAGACGAGGUGCGGGGCGCGGAGCGGCGCGAGCGCGCGGCGCGCGACGACGCCGAGCGCGCGGUGCGCGAGGCUGAGCGCGAGCGCGAGCGCGCGGAUAAUUUGCAAGAUGUGCUGGGCGAGUUCCAGAACGCGAAAGACGCCGAGCUGCGACAAGCGACCGCCGAGCUCGAGGCGCAGCUCAAGCGCGCCACGGUCCAGUUGUCAGAGUACAAGUUGCGGUGCGCGAAUGCCGAGUCGUCGGUCUCGACGCUGUCGUCGGACGCGGGGCGCGUGGCCCAGCUGGAAAAGGAGGCGCGGGACAAGGCGGCUGUCAUCGCAAAGCUGCGGCACGACGCGGUGGUCACGAAUGAGCAUUUAACCGAAGCGUUGCGGCGGCUGCGCAAGAACCAGAGCGACAACAACGUCGACAGGCGGCUGGUGACUAACAUCCUCCUCUCGUUCCUCACGACCGCGCGCGCGGACAGCAAGCGCUUCGAGAUGCUCAGUUUGCUCAGCACAAUCUUGAGCUGGGACGACGAAGAGCGCGAAAAGGCCGGCUUGCAGCGCGCCCCGAAGGGCAAGCGGCGGCAGAGCGCGGCGCCGACCGCCGAGGAAGACGCCAUGAGCGAGUCCUUCUCAAACCUCUUCGUCGAGUUUCUGCUCAAGGAAGCGAGCCAGGGACGAGACAGCGAGGCGUCGCCGUCGCCCAAACCGCGGUCGCCGGGGGCAUUCUCGCCUGGGCCGAGCUCGCUGACACUGUCGCCAACUCCCAGUGGGGCUACGACGCCACUGUCCCGCGGAUACAGCUAUCAGCGGACGCGGGCGCUGAGCUCGACGAGCAAUACGAGCCGGGACGGGAGCAGCGCGAGCUAGACGCUAUCGUUGCGCAUGGGAGGGACGGGCGGGAUAAGGGGAGGAAAACGAGUUUCGGGCUCAGCGAAGCGCUGCGGCAGGGAUAGUGUAUGUAUGGAGUAUCAGAG